GGAAAACGGCGAGUUAGUCGCUCGUUCUUUCAAGCUUCCGUGUAACGUUUCUCGACUGAUUAGCAAGCCGGAAACAAUUUGGCAAGGUAAGGCAGUCGAGGACAUUACACGGUUAAACAGGUAUGGCAACAGGGAAGGUUAUUUUAUGGCAAAUUAA
Cetraspora pellucida is the source of this 157-nucleotide messenger RNA. The record is from the annotation of a GenBank genome assembly. NCBI's taxonomy places the organism in Eukaryota, Fungi, Glomeromycota, Glomeromycetes, Diversisporales, Gigasporaceae.